Perca flavescens (yellow perch) is the source of this 2896-nucleotide messenger RNA. It is a transcript of the gene c1qtnf12, whose product is annotated as C1q and TNF related 12. The coding region runs from base 124 to 1086 and encodes 320 amino acids. The record is from RefSeq and is a predicted model, not a curated record. Gene Ontology annotation, molecular function: hormone activity. The transcript is spliced from 8 exons. Lineage: Eukaryota; Metazoa; Chordata; Actinopteri; Perciformes; Percidae.
UUUGUGUUUGUGAGCCUUGUGGGCAUCCUCAGCCUCUGUCUAAUCACACGGCCGAGUCCUCUCCAGAAGAUCCAGGCUGUUUCUGCACGGAUUCUGUUCUGCUGAUUGAGAACUAGUGUGAAGAUGUGGUGUGGGGCCGGGCCUCUGGCCGUGGUGGCUGCAGUGUUUUGGACUCAGUGUCUCCUUCUGGAUGGGGUGGAUGCCAGGAAGGAGAGAAAAAGGCCAAAGGAGGCAACCCCACAACACACAGAGACCUACAAUGCUACUAUUUCCAACAGCGAAGAGGUCGACGGAAGCAUCAAGAUUUCUGACAACCAGCGAGUGGAUCCACUAGGAUCAUGGAUGGACUUUGUCAAAAGACCGGUUGGCAACUUCCCUGGAAAGUGUCGCAAACGCAAACGACCCCUGCCGGGCCCACCCGGUCCUCCCGGCCCUCCUGGCCCACAGGGACCUCCUGGCUCUCCUGGAGCCGAAGUGACCCAGGAAGUUCUUCUCCAGGAGUUCAAAGACAUGAUUAAAGAGGCUACAGAGAGGAGAGCAGCAGCGUUGGACAGACAAACCAGCCCCAGCCAGCUCCCUACGGCUCUCCUCACCCUGGAGGGGAUGACCUCCUACCGGCGGAUAGAAGAGGCUUUCCACUGCAAGCUCAAGGGCCCUGUUGUGGUCGACAAGAAGACUCUGGUGGAGCUCCAGAACUUUCAGACACCACCAGCUAAAGGAGCCUUCCUCAGAGGAUCGGGAAUGGACCAGUCCACCGGAAGAUUCACAGCUCCCAUCACUGGGAUCUACCAGUUCUCUGCUAAUGUCCACAUUGACCACAAUGAGGUGAAGAGGAGCAAGAGUCAGCUAAAGGCCAGGGAUAAUGUCCGGGUGCUGAUCUGCAUUGAAUCACUCUGCCACAGAUACACCUCACUGGAGAUGAUUGUUGGAUUAGAAAGUAACAGCAAGAUAUUCACUGUCAGCGUGCAGGGGCUGCUGGAGCUACAGGCCGGACAGUACACCUCCAUAUUUGUGGAUAACGCAGCAGGCGCCUCCAUCACAGUACAAAACGGUUCCGAUUUUAUGGGCAUGCUGCUCGGUGUAUAGUCUCACAACAGGGACCGGGCGUCAUCCAAGCCAUCCACUGCUGCCGUUUUCGUCUUGUGUGUGUUUUUUUGUUGAUGUUUUUUUUGCAAUGGACUGCUUAUGAGCACCAUCACACAGUACCGAACCACAGGGGAGGUUUGAAGGAAGGAAGUGAGGCUGACAUGGACUUGACUGCUUGUCAGAUGGUGAAAGGACAGUGUAAAGAAGUCAAGGACUGUUUUUCACAGUGCACUGCUUCCACUUCCCUGAGGAACUUGGGAUGCCUGUUGCUUCACCAAUAAAAUAACCAGAAAAUGAAAGCAGUGAGUAUGUUAACUGUUACAGUUUAUGGUUUUUUUUCUUUUCUUUCGUGGCCGUUGAAGACCUUUACAGAAAACCAAAUAUCAAUGUUUUUAAAGUUCUCUGGAUAGAUGUUGAAGAGCUAGGGAACAAGAGAAAGUACUAUUUGUAGUAUUUGUGUGUUUAAUGUAUACUGAAAUGUUUUUUUGUCUACAUGAUCUAUUAUGUACACAAACUAUAGUUAUUUUUUAUCAUGGAUUAAAUCUCACAUUUAUAUUUGUUAUAUGGUACGUAGACUGUGAGUACACUGGACAAUGGAAACAUGCUCAAUAGACAGAAUACGGCCUCACAAGAUCUUAUCCCACAUAUGUAAUAACUUGUUUUGUAACAUAAAUAUUACUGCAUUUUAAGCCACGUAGCGGCGUGGCAAUGUUGGUCGUUCGUUCCACCGUUUUGGUUCAGUCCAAAAUAUCUCAACUAUUUGAUGGAUUGCCAUGACAUUUUGCACAUACAUUUAUGGUCCCAAGAGAAUAAAUCCUACUGGCUACGGUGGUCCACUAACUUUUCUCUUAGUCUUACCGUGAGGUGGACAUUUGAGGUUCUGAGCGAAAUAUCGCACCAACUAUUGGAUGGAUUGCCAUUCAAUUUGGUACAGACAUUCAUGCCCCCCGCCCCAAGAAGAAUUGUAACCAGUGUUAGCAUGCUAAAACACUAAACUAAGAUGGUAAACAUUAUACCUGCUAAACAUCUGCAUGUUUGCUUUGCCAUUGUGAGCAUGUUAGCAUUCUAAUGUUAGCAUUUAAGAACCGUUGCGACUAAGUACAGCCUCAUAGAGCCUCCAACUUGGCUGUAGACUAUCAUGGCGUAUUCAUAUUACAACGGAAAAACAAGGGUCUUGCGUUUGCCGUUGGUUCAGCCCAGUAUUUACCACCCCGGGACUCCGGACUGUACCAAACAGCACCACCUUAGCUACAAUGCCAGUGUCGCUAGCUGUAGAUUGCUACAUUUCAGAGACUCAAACGGUGUUUUAAUGCACAUUCUUAUGAACGGGUUUGUACGAUAUAGUACGUAGUCUUUUUUUGCCCGUUUUCACUGGGAAGUGAACUCCGCUCCCCGACUUGAAAGCUCUGUGUUUUAUGACCCACUCAUCCACUCCGACCUCCUCCGUACUCGGUCCAGAUCAUUCUUAUACAGCAGCAGCCACUGUGGUGCAUACAGCAACAACUAUAUGCAAAGCAUACAGAUUACAAUGCAUUAUUUUUUGUAGUUAUAUGUACGAAUGGUUCAUGAGAACAGCCUGUUUUAUAACAAACCUGCUAGCUGCAGCUGAUUGCUGAUAUAUUUUAGCCAGGCAUAGAUAUGAAGCCAUUAUUUUAUCUUACACUUUUGGAAAUUCAGACACAAGUAAUUCCGUCUCUCAGUUUAAGAAGGUUCAACAGCGAUUGGUUGUGCCCCCAAAGGUCAGUGGUCAAAGUUGAUCCUAAAUCAGGAUUUGCUAGAAUGGUGGACGUAUUUGGGUUUAGGCUAUGGG